GAAGCCCGGCGGAGCAGGCUCGGCCACAUCGCGGCCGCGCGGGCACAGUCGCCCAGCCGAGUGCGGACCGUGCGCCGCCUUUGUCCGCCGGUGGCAGCUGGUCUCGCGGCCGCCGCCCCGCGAUGGCCCCGCAGCAAGGCCGGCCGGCGCUGCCCGCCCGCUGCGAGCCGCCGGCGGCGCCGCCGGUACCGCCUCGCCGAGAGCGCGGGGGGCGCGGGGCGCGCGGGCCCGGGGUGUCCGGGGGUCGGGGGCGCGCGGGCGGCGCCGAGGGACGCGGCGUCAAGUGCGUGCUGGUCGGCGACGGCGCGGUGGGCAAGACCAGCUUGGUGGUCAGCUACACCACUAACGGCUACCCCACCGAGUACAUCCCCACGGCCUUCGACAACUUCUCGGCCGUGGUGUCAGUAGAUGGGCGGCCUGUGAGACUCCAGCUCUGUGACACUGCAGGACAGGAUGAGUUUGACAAGCUGAGGCCCCUCUGCUACACCAACACAGACAUCUUCCUGCUGUGCUUCAGCGUGGUGAGUCCCACAUCGUUCCAGAACGUGGGCGAGAAGUGGGUUCCAGAGAUUCGACGUCACUGCCCGAAGGCCCCCAUCAUCCUGGUCGGGACACAGUCGGACCUCAGAGAAGACGUCAAAGUGCUCAUAGAACUGGACAAGUGCAAAGAGAAGCCAGUGCCCGAAGAGGCGGCAAAGCUGUGCGCGGAGGAAGUCAAAGCCGUCUCCUACAUUGAGUGCUCAGCGUUAACUCAGAAAAACCUCAAGGAGGUUUUCGACGCCGCCAUUGUUGCUGGUAUCCAGCACUCAGACUCCCAGCUACAGCCAAAGAAGUCUAAAAGCAGGACCCCGGAUAAGGUGCGGGACUUGUCCAAGUCUUGGUGGAGGAAGUAUUGCUGCCUGGCCUGACUCUCGCAGAUAGCAGGUGUUUAAGCUGCAACAGCGGUCAUAGGAUGAGCCCUCAAAGCACCCCCUUCCGCCCUUAACUUCCUGUGUGUGGGAGCUUAGGGCUGAGAUUCAUAUGCAAAAUACGUUUAAAAAAAUUGAAAGUUAAAUUUUUUUUUUUUCUCUUCUGUAAGUCUGGGAACUUAGAGUUGUAGACCUCUGGAUUAAUUUAUAUUCCAUAUGAAAAGGGCUCUUCAAAGCAGGCUGUCAGCAUGAAGUUCUGCUGUGUUUUACAGGACAAAGGAGAAUGAAUGGGACCUUCUCCUGAUUAAGGGCUACUGAGGGCUCAGCGCAGGACACGCGCGCGCGUGACACCAGACUUGGUGAGAAUAAGCGUGAGCUUUGAAACCACACGCGCCAUCCCCGGUUUUGUAAGGGCAAAAAUCUGAAAACAGCGAGGACCUUCUGCUUACGAAACCUCGUGCCCAUCCCUUCUGUUUACUCAGAUUCCCUUAGGAUUUUAAAACAACCAAAACAUCCCACAGCCUACUGGCAUUGUGUUGAUGAACAGUACACUUGCUUGUUACUUUUUUUUUUUUUUUUUUUUAACUCAUGUGACCAGUUAUGUUGCUAUGAAAAUGGUGGAGAUGCCUCUUGUAAGGUGAGUGCUGGGAGCACAUCUGACAUUUUAUUCAGGGAGCAACUCGUGGUGAGACCAGAGAGGGCUCUUAGCUUGCAGGACUGGCUUCUGCAGGGCAUCUGUGUCCUGCUGUUGAAAGCAGGAGGAGGUGCUUGUCUGGGGGCUUUAAGUGUGCUGGGCUCAUAUCAUCCCAUUUGCAAGGAAUUGGGCCACCUUGAGAGCCAUAGUCGAUGGCUGUCGUUCACACACACACACACACACACACACAUGGUUUGCUGAUAUAACCCUGAGCCCNCCCNCCCCCCCCCCCAAGCAUGGUUGCAAGUGUCAGGGCACCACACCUUCCUCUUCUUGACAUUUCUUUGAACAGACAUCAUUUUGUAGGAUCUUAAUUUAUACACUUUUUUUCAGGUCAUACAAUGUGGGAUGAACAUACUUUGAACCCCAGUGCCUUCAGGGUCUAGUGACUAGGGAGGCACUGUCUUAGGGGACAGGUAUGUGCAAGGCCUUACCCACCAGCGGCUUCUCACAGCAGGUCAUGUUUGUGGCACUUGUCCUUUAAGGUGAGGGUCUUAUGACUGACUGUUCUGAGACAGCCCUGUGUCAGGAAAGCUCUUUCACAGGAUUGUAGGUACUUCCAAGACGCCAUAGGAACCAGACAGUGAAUCACCGCUAUCAGUUUGCUAUGGGCAAGGAACCUCUUUUUGGCCACCUGGUAACACAAUUUUCUGUCUGUGAAUUUUUUUCUUACUAUUUAAACAAAUCAAUCUUACAUUUUUCUGUAGAAAAAAAAAAAAAAACAAGUAAAAGAACAGGCUGUAUUUCAGGUCAAAGGCUUCUUCCUGCUGGUAAAUGGGACUGAAGACUUUCUUACGUCAUUAUUAAAAGGCUAAUUGCUGACCCACUAGAGUAUGUGAACUGUUUGUGAAUGAUAUUAGCCAUAGUCUCCUGAGGUGUUUCCUUGUGGCCUGAGUGGUAACAUUGUUUCACUUAUGGAGAUGCUUGUAACUGACCUAGUGACUCAGCUUAUCCUGUUGUGCAUGGCUGUCUGGAAAGCCCGCCUACAAGUGGGGCUUUGCCUGCCCUGUGUACAGAGGGUGGGUGGGAGAAGAGUGAAUUAUUUAAUUUUAAAUGUUAUAAUAAAGCCAAUGUAGUUGAGACCAAGGAAAUGAGCAUUGAGAACACAAACUUGAAGUCUGGUGCCAGGGCUGUUGGACCUCACUCCCUGUCUCUGAGCCACCGGGAAGUGACAUAAAGGACGCUGUGAUCAAUUUCUGGACGGUCUUCUGGCUUGCGUACCACUGGAGUAUUUAUGCCACAAAUCUAGUGGGUUGACGCUGCCCUGCAAAUUUUCAAUGUCCCUGCAUCCUAUGGAGUCAUAAUGUCUGACUGUACUGGAGGUUUUCCUGCAUUUUUUACUUUUUGAAAAUAGAGGUUUGGGUUGAGAAUUCUAAAUGCAUGUGCCUGGGUGGGAUGUCAAGUCAGGUUCUCUUCAAAGCUGAGAAGUGGCUGGAAUGUUCAGCUUGGUGUCUGGGGAGGAUUCUGUGAGCUGUGUGGAGAGGUGGCUCUUCAGCCUGCCUAUGUGUGGGCCGAAGAACCUGAAAAAAACACACAGUAGCAGGCUCCGAAAUCGUCACCUCAAGCACGUGUGCAAGCAAACUUCCGAUAACUCCGUUCUCUGCUCGACAGACGUGUGAGCAGCUACCCAGAAGUCUCAAGCCAAAAGGGGAGCCCCGAUCGCUCCUCUGCAGGUGCCUUACCAACGUGUGCUCUUCUCUUUUCCCGUGUCAAAGAUGUUGGACAGGAUCUUGUACUUGAAAAAAUGCUACAAAUGAGUUACUAUGAAAUAAAUUCUGACCUGUGGA
Molecule: messenger RNA, 3389 nt
Organism: Mus pahari (shrew mouse)
Lineage: Eukaryota; Metazoa; Chordata; Mammalia; Rodentia; Muridae
Gene: Rhou
Product: ras homolog family member U
Exons: 3
Coding region: 123-908 (261 amino acids)
Biological process (GO): small GTPase-mediated signal transduction
Molecular function (GO): GTPase activity; GTP binding
Source: RefSeq, a predicted model, not a curated record